This is a messenger RNA of Pyrus x bretschneideri (Chinese white pear), 1651 nucleotides long. RefSeq names its product probable galacturonosyltransferase-like 9. Bases 216 to 1388 code for a protein of 390 amino acids. NCBI's taxonomy places the organism in Eukaryota, Viridiplantae, Streptophyta, Magnoliopsida, Rosales, Rosaceae. Gene Ontology annotation, molecular function: glycosyltransferase activity. The record is from RefSeq and is a predicted model, not a curated record. The transcript has a single exon. Gene Ontology annotation, cellular component: Golgi apparatus.
UUAGUGAAAAUUUGCAAAUCUCCCACAACCGUCUCUUUCUUCUCUCUAUAAUAACUAUCUCUCAUCCUCCACCCGGACACAUCCAGACACCCCGCACCCACCAUUUCUGUUACUCCAUCACUCUCUUCGAUUUCUCAUAAACCCAGCAAGAAACCCCACCAUAAACCCAGCAAGAAUACACAAUACGAAACCCCCACCACGAAAAGCGGCGAGCAAUGCUCCCAUUCCGGCUGUACGCCGCCGUUUUGUUCGUCUCCAGUAUCUCCCUCCUCUUCCCCCCCUUCUGCAUCGGGACUCGCUCAUUCCCGACAAGGGCGAUCGACGGCGGUGAUGCCUUCGAACCGGGCUCCGCCGCCUGGGCCCGAUUCUCCGAAGCCCCCGACUACCGAAACGGCGCCGAAUGCGCCGUUUCGUUGAACCGGGAAAUGGUGUCCUCCUGCGACCCAUCGCUGGUUCACAUCGCCAUGACUCUCGACUCCGAGUACCUCCGGGGGUCGGUAGCUGCCGUGCACUCCGUCAUCAAGCACGCUUCUUGCCCGGAAAAUGUCUUUUUCCACUUCAUCGCAGCCGAGUUCGACCCCGCGAGUCCCCGGGUCCUGACCCAACUCGUCCGAUCCACCUUUCCCUCGCUUAAUUUCAAGGUCUACAUCUUCCGGGAGGACACCGUCAUUAAUCUCAUCUCGUCGUCGAUUCGGCAGGCGCUCGAGAACCCGCUCAACUACGCGAGAAAUUACCUGGGCGACAUUUUGGGCCGGUGCGUGGACCGGGUCAUUUACUUGGACUCCGAUUUACUGGUGGUCGACGACAUUCACAAGCUUUGGAACAUUUCGCUCACCGGGUCGCGGGUCAUCGGAGCCCCGGAGUACUGCCAUGCCAACUUUACCAAGUACUUCACCGACGGGUUCUGGUCCGACCCGGUUCUCUCCCGGGUUUUUUCCUCAAGAAACCCCUGCUAUUUCAACACCGGUGUGAUGGUGAUGGACCUGGUGAGGUGGAGGGAGGGAAAUUACCGAAAGAGGAUCGAGAACUGGAUGGAAUUACAGAGAAAGCGAAGGAUUUACGAGCUGGGUUCUCUGCCGCCGUUCCUACUCGUCUUCGCCGGCAACGUGGAGGCCAUAGACCACCGGUGGAACCAGCACGGCCUCGGCGGCGACAAUGUCAGAGGCAGCUGCCGGUCUCUGCACCCGGGUCCGGUCAGCCUCCUCCAUUGGAGCGGCAAGGGAAAGCCGUGGGUCAGACUCGAAUCCAAAAACCCGUGCCCGCUGGACCACCUCUGGGAGCCUUACGAUCUUUACAAGCCGAUCCACCACCACAACCCGGCGAAGUUUCAAUCCUUAUCGUCGAUCUCUGCAUCUACAUUGAUCUUGUUUUCGAGCUAUUUGUCGUGAGAUGACACGGUUUAUGAUAAUUCUUUCAUACAUUGUUGAUUCAGACAUUCUUUUGAUAGCGAUUGUGUACAGAUUGAUUGAAUUUUAGGUGAAACUGUGAGCAGAAAAUUCAUGGAUUGUUCGUCAGUCUUAAUUUCUUUUUUUCUUGUUUCUGGAAUUUUCUCGGCGGAUUUGACAUGUGUGAUGAGAUCCAAUUUUCAAUUUCUGGGUCCCAAAGAGGAGAGAAUGUUAUCAUCUCAAAUAUCAUGCGCUUCUUGUUCUUC